This is a messenger RNA of Morchella importuna, 927 nucleotides long. RefSeq lists its product as uncharacterized. The record is from RefSeq and is a predicted model, not a curated record. The transcript has a single exon. Lineage: Eukaryota; Fungi; Ascomycota; Pezizomycetes; Pezizales; Morchellaceae. The coding region runs from base 1 to 927 and encodes 308 amino acids.
AUGCCCAACUCCGGCACCCACAUCACUCAACCUCUUACCCUCCGCAUCGGCAACCAUCUAGACAGGGCUAUCACCUGUGAGGUUGGCUCGUUUGCAGGGGAGGACCUCGUCAUACCACAUCGAUGGCUCAAGGAGCAUCAACCAACCAUCCAUUGGGGACGCAACAGUGUUAGCUUUCAUAGCAACAACUGCAUAGUCAAUGGAUGCUUCGUAUCAGUCGAGGACAUAUACGAUCAAGACCCAGAAGAGCUGGUCAUCAGGCUGUUGAGGGCGUCACCCAAGAAGCAGAUAACGAUCGAGCAACACCCCUUUUGGGCAAGGGCAUCGGUAAACGAGGCUCUCAUUAGUGCUAUACCGGUGGAGUUUCAGGAAUAUGCCGACGUGUUCUCCAAGGAAGGAGCCGCUCGACUACCUGACCACUCUGAAUGGGAUCAUACCAUUCCUCUUAUGGAAGGAAAGCAGCCGCCGUGGGGACCGAUCUAUUCGCUCUCCCCACCUGAAGAUAAGGCACUCCGGGAGUACUUGGACGAAAAUCUGCCCUCCGGCAAAGUAGUCCCCUCCACUAGCCCCGCAGCGGCACCCGUCCUGUUCGUUCCGAAAGGUAAUGGCAAGCUUCGGUUAUGUGUCGAUUUUCGUGGCUUAAAUGGGAUCACGAUCAAGAACCGUUAUCCACUGCCACUCAUGAAUGAGCUGGCCGACGCAACGAAAGGAGCACUCUACUUCACGAAGAUAGACCUGAAAAAUGGCUAUAAUCUGAUUAGGAUUGCUAAGGGCGAAGAAUGGAAAACCGCUUUCCGAACGAAAUACGGCCUCUUCGAAUAUAGAGUAAUGCCUUUCGGCUUGACCAAUGCUCCUGCGUCGUUUCAGGUCAUGGUCAAUACCAUAUUCAAGGAUCUUCUAGAUCAAGGUGUAACGGGGGUGCCUUGA